CGCCCUUUGACGUGGCAGACCACGGUGGCAAUUGUGAGCCUCAAGUAGUCUCGUCCGAGUUCCGCGGGGGGCUUCCUCACUGGUGGAGAGUUGCGACGCCUUCCCCCUUCCCUUGCCUUGUGUCUCGACCAUCUGAGAUACCCCGCCUACUUUGAUCUUAGGCAGGAGUCAUCCUAGACUAUCUCCGCCAUCUCUCUUCGACAACACAACACUUUCCCGGGGCGAAUCCUCUUCGCCUUCUCUUGAGACUUGCGCCGUCCCGUAUUCUCUGGGCCAAUUAACCGGGAAGUGUCUCGUGGUCCCCUAACUAGCGGUCGCGGGCGAACCUGGGUCAGCAAGAUGACGUCUACCCGUAAUCCGCUGGAGGACUUCGUCCUCACCCCGCAGCAACAGAAUCUGCUGUUUGCCGCCCUCAAUUCCAACAAGCCCAGCAACAAGCAGACAAGUUCCAUUCUCAAUAUGUCGCCGCUACAGUUUGAUGGAUCUCCCAAUCAGCACACCGACGGAUUGGCGAGCUUCCAGGGCAGUCCAGAAUUCGACUACGACUAUGACUUCAACGGACCAGACUCGAGCCUUGAUUUCUUUGACGCCGGCAACCAGCCCAAGAUGAUUGGGGACCUUCCUGGCGCCCCAAGGUCCUCCAAAUCGGAUUCGCCCGAUAAUGAGUCCCCAGAAAAGCGAAGUCAUCCUGACGACGGAGAGGAAAAUACAGGGGCCAAGAGGCGGGAAAGUGAGGAUAAAGUCGCAAAAAAACCAGGCAGGAAACCUCUGACCACGGAACCAACUUCUCGGAAGGCCCAGAAUCGGGCCGCCCAGCGAGCAUUCAGGGAACGCAAGGAAAAGCAUCUGAAGGACUUAGAGAAUAAGGUCCAGGAAUUGGAGAAGCUGUCCAAAACUGCGACCAGCGAGAAUGAAAUGCUCCGGGCCAAGAUUGAUGCCAUCACGGCCGAGUUAAACCAGUACAAGAAGCAAGUAUCCAUGCUAUCGGGUAGCCGCCUUGCCCACCAGGGCCCGGCCCGGCCAUUCGGCCAUGCCUUCUUCAAGGGCAUGAAUGACGUCAAUUUCCAAUUCGAGUUCCCCAAGUUCGGCUCUCUUCCAGGCCAACCGGUCAAGAACGAGCCGAAGCAAUCUUCGAGUGGACCAUCUUCCUCGGCUUCCGCAAAGCGGAACAGUGCUGACCAGCCAAGUCCAACCGAUAACUCGCGCAAUGGCGCCAGCCCGAGCAACUCGAGUAGCUACAGUCAGAAUGGUUCCGAUUCCCAAUCGAAGGGGGAUUUGGCCGACGGCUCCUUUGGUUUCACUACACCACCUCAGGACACCGGCAAUGGCCCAUUCGGUUCGUCCUUUAGCUUGGACUCGCAUUUCAAUGGUGGCAGCGCCAGAUCGGCAAGCUCGCCGUCUGUUUCCUCGAAUUCCAACGUUGGCGGCAACAGCUCUUCAUGUGGAACGUCUCCGGAGUCCUUUACCCAGUCUCCGAUGGGCUUCAAACCUGUUGAUACUCUGGCUACCAUUGGAGAGGAGCAGCCGGGCUUUGACGGCUUAUCACAAGGUAUUGGUCAUUUUGGAAACACCGGCUUCGAUGACUUUGCCCAGUGGCUGCCCCAGUCGGACUAUCAAUUCAAUCCGCAGUUAUUCGGCGAUUACCGCGAGCCCCAGGAGAGUAUACUGUCGCAAGGGCUCGAUGAUAGCUUCUUCAAUGACGCGCUUGAUGCGGAUUUCAUCACGCCGUACAACCUACCCAUAACGGGCCCUACGGCCCCCAAAAAGGAUCUCGUUGCCCAAAUCGACGCAGCCAAGGAAGCGGAUGAGGCGGAUGGUGACUCCAAAUUGCUGGGUUAUGAUAAGAUCUGGGAGAAAUUGAGCACUUGCCCCAGGGUAGCAACGGGCGAGUUCGAUCUGGAUGGCCUCUGUGCGGAUCUUCAAAAGAAAGCGAAGUGCUCCGGCGGCAAGCAGGUGGUUCCAGAAGAAGAUUUCAACAAGGCCGUCAAGAAGUACCUUUGCAACGACGGCGACGUACCUGAGGCAUGCUCCGCAACGCAGUCUUGAUGCCGCAGUCAUGCUUUCUUCGUUGCUCUAUACUAUUGUACAACAGAUCAGGUGGCUUGGCUCUCGACACCCGGUUAUAUGGAUAAAACGCAUCAGGGGGUGGCCCGAAAUAAGGGCCUAUCAAAAUAGUGGUCUUGGAGAGGAAGUUGAGGCGACGCCCCUGCGGGUCA
Canariomyces notabilis is the source of this 2216-nucleotide messenger RNA. Its product is annotated as PAP1-domain-containing protein. The transcript has 4 exons. Gene Ontology annotation, biological process: regulation of DNA-templated transcription. The coding region runs from base 340 to 2046 and encodes 568 amino acids. Gene Ontology annotation, cellular component: RNA polymerase II transcription regulator complex. The record is from RefSeq and is a predicted model, not a curated record. Lineage: Eukaryota; Fungi; Ascomycota; Sordariomycetes; Sordariales; Chaetomiaceae. Gene Ontology annotation, molecular function: DNA-binding transcription activator activity, RNA polymerase II-specific; transcription cis-regulatory region binding.